AGUAACCCCACCCUCCUCCCCUUUCUACAGAAGGUCUGGUCGUAUAAGGCGUGGAGCAGACUUUAUGACGUACGAAAGUGUGUAGCGUGGAUCUGCCUGGACAAACGCGACUCGGAGUUGUUAGGAUUUGGUGAAGUUCUUCACUGGGUGAAACUGACGAGUGUUCCUGUCGGAGAGAUCGACUUGGACUACUAUUGGUACGCGAACUGGGGGCCCGGGAGCUGUAGAUAUGGCCGAAGGAAACGACGGUGGAGGACAGGUUUCGUGUAUGGACAGGUUCCAGAGUUACCUGAGGACGACGAAGGGGCGCAUUUUGGCAGCUGAAAUUGUACUUUGUGUGAUUGUCUUCAUUUGCUAUGCUGCCUCUGCCUAUGGUGGGUAUACAGCAGUGUCCAUCUGUGAAGCUGUAUUUACUUCAAUCUUCUUUGUUGUAUACAUGAUGGAGUUUGACAAACAGUUCACCGUUGUCCACUGGCCUUGGAGUGAUUUAUUUCGUGCUGUGGUGGGUGCUGUUUUGUUCCUCAUUACCUCACUAAUUACAAUCAUCAAGCAUGGAGAUGGAGCCAGCAUUGCAGGAGGGGUGUUUGGCCUCUGUGUUGGCAUCAUAUAUGCCUAUGAUUCCUACUUAUGCAUUGAUGUUCUCAAGAGAGCGAAACACUCAAGGGCAAACACAGUUCCUCCAAAUGAUGUUUAACUGCACCCAGUGCCUCCCUUUCAUCAGGAGAAGGAAGUCAUCACGACAAAGAGUGGAAAAAAGGUGGAUAGAAUACAAGAAUGGCUACUGCUACUGACCCAGACUUGUCCAUUUUUUUUUUUUUUACGCUUUUCCCAACUGGCACUAAAAAUGUUUACUUUUGUACACCUUAGGCCUGCUGGUUAUCUAAAAUGUUGCAAGUUUUACCUCUGAGGCGUGUGCUAUUAGGAAAAACUAACUUUGACAAUGGAGUUCCACUAGCCACCCCGUAUCUAUACAUUUCCAGUUCCCUCUCCAAUAUAUUCAGCUUUUAUUUCCAAAAUAAUUUACGUGGAACUGGUACUCUGAACAUUAUAUUGUGCAGAGUUGCUUUUAUGUCCAUCCCCUUAAUGUCUAAAUCACCCCACCCCACCCUCCCUCUCAAUUAGAAAUAGUUUGCUUUUAAAGUGUAACAGAUGUAAUUUACUGUCUGGACCAGCUUAACAUUCCUGGUGGGUUAAUGGCCAUGUAAAGUAACAGAAAGCUGGAAAAGGAAUACACUGUACAGAAGGGAAGCCAUUUUGUGUGUAUCAAGUUAUAACAAAGUUAAACUGCUCACUAGAAUCUCACAAUGCUCUCCCCAUGCAAGUUACACACUGCUGUUGUACUGUGGUGGACUGUCAUUGUACCGUUCAGAUCCCGUGGUGCUGCCUGCUGACCUCUUAAUGACAAUUUUAUAUCAAUAAACGGUGUUUCUGGAAAAGACAAAA
Messenger RNA from Erpetoichthys calabaricus (reedfish), 1443 nucleotides. RefSeq names its product proteolipid protein 2b (gene plp2b). Bases 230 to 694 code for a protein of 154 amino acids. NCBI's taxonomy places the organism in Eukaryota, Metazoa, Chordata, Cladistia, Polypteriformes, Polypteridae. The transcript is spliced from 5 exons. Gene Ontology annotation, cellular component: membrane. The record is from RefSeq and is a predicted model, not a curated record.